UCAUAAACCAACCCAUUCAUUUUAGAGAGAGAGAGAGAGAGAGAGAGAGGGAUGAGCAGUAGUAGGAGGAGGAGGAGGGGGAAGGAGAGAGUGAGAUGGAUACAACACUACAACAAUGGGCAGAAGAUAUUGUUGGUUGGUGAAGGUGACUUCUCAUUUUCAGCAUGUUUAGCUAGAGCUUUUCGCUCUGCUGUUAACAUGGUUGCAACUUCUCUUCAUUCUCAAGAGUUGUUAAGGGUGAAACACUGGACAAGUCAAGCAGAAUUGCAGACAUUGGAGAGACUAGGAUGCCUAAUUUUGCAUGAAGUGGAUGUGUAUGAGAUGGGCUACCAUCCCACACUAAGUCGCAUGAAAUUCGAUGUUGUAAUAUUUAAUUUUCCUCAUGCAGGCCAUUUUUAUGGCUUUUGUGAAAGAGAUGAAGAGCUUAUUGAGAUGCACAGGGAGCUUUUGACAGCUUUUUUAGAGAAUGCAAGAGAUUUGCUGGAGGAAGGCGGUGAAGUGCAUGUCACACACAGGGAUGACUAUCCUUACAACACAUGGCGUUUGGAAAAGCUAGCUUCAAAAACUGGCUUUAAUUUGAAAGAGAAAGUGGGGUUUGAAAAGGAGAACUACCCAGGAUACCAUAACAAGAGAGGUGGUGAUAUCAACUGCAACAAGCCAUUCCUUCUCAAACUCUGCUUCACUUUCAAAUUCACUCUCAAGAAAAGUUAUUUGCCGAAGAAUAAUGUCAUUGACCACAACGCUCAAAUGGUGAAGAAGAUUGACACCGUAAGUGGUGACAGGGUGAAAUGUAUCGUUAAAAGUUCUAUGUCAAUGAAUGAUGUCGUUGACGACCACGAUAAAAUGGUGAGGAAGAUUGACAUUGUAAGUGGUGACAGGGUGACAUGUAUUGUUAAAAGAUCUUUGCCGAUGCAUGCUGUCGUUGACGACCACGAUAAAAUGGUGAGGAAGAAUGACAUUGUAAGUGGUGAUAGGGUAAAAUGUAUCGUUAAAAGUUCUAUGCCGAUGAAUGAUGUCAUUGACGACCAUGACAAAAUGGUGAGGAAGAAUGACAUUGUAAGUGGUGAUAGGGUGAAAUGUAUCGUUAAAAGUUCUAUGCUAAUGAAUGAUGUCAUUGACGACCACGACAAAAUGGUGAGGACGAUUGACACGGUAAGUGGUGACAGGGUGGAAUGUAUCGUUAAAAGUUCUCUGCCGAUGAAUGAUGUCGUUGACGACCAAGAUAAAAUGGUGAGGAAGAUUGACAACGUAAGUAGUGAAAAGGUGAAAUGCAUCGUUAAAAGUUCUAUGCCGAUAAAUGAUGUUGACGACCACGAUAAAAUGGUGAGGAAGAUUAGUGGUGAUAAGGUGGAAUGUAUCGUUAAACGUUCUACGCUCGUGAAUGAUGUCGUUGAUGACGACGAUAAGAUUGAUACUGUAAGUGGUGACAGGGUGGGAUGUAUUCUUACUGCUCUCUCUUUUUUUAUACCAUGGUUAUUAAAAUUGCGAUCUGGAUCGUAGGAUCGUACGAUCCUACAAUCCUAUGUUGCUAAAACGAUCCAUAUCAUUGUAGGAUCGAUAUUGUAACGGGGUUGUAUAGGAUUGUAGGUAAGAUUGUAAGUAUGAUCGUAAAUUUUGUGAUUUUUCACUUUAGUUUUAAUAUGUAUCAUUCUAAAUUGUAUUUUUAUCUUUUUUGUAAUAGAAAAUAGAAUUUUACAAUUAUCAACCCGAUCCUACAUCUGAUCCA
Messenger RNA from Camellia sinensis, 1726 nucleotides. NCBI's taxonomy places the organism in Eukaryota, Viridiplantae, Streptophyta, Magnoliopsida, Ericales, Theaceae. The record is from RefSeq and is a predicted model, not a curated record.